AUGGCGUUACACUUCCACAAUGCCAUCCCAUACGCCAUACCUGGAGUGCUGGCACUUCUUGGCUGCUGGUGGAUGUAUUCCCAUAGAAAAAAGCAUGUAAGCUAUCACAACAAACAAGCAAUAGCCAUUGAAGAGCAGCAAGAAGUGGUGCCAGAGAAUGAUUCAUCACCCCAAAUAGAAGCUUGUGUUCCUCAAAGACUGCCCCUCUCCUCAGAAGAGGAGUGCCCAGAGAGUGAAACCUCGAUCUUCCUGCUGUCAGCAGGGUCGUCGACGCCCUCUCUUCUGUGUCACACUCAUGGGAGGCGAGAUCUCUCACAGGACUUCACAGACCUGUCAGUAAUGACAUUUCAGCCCAGCACCCUUGAAGACGACAGUGAAAAACUAGAAACAACAGGGUCCCAAGAUGGAAGCAGUGUCCCUGCUUGCGUGUGUCUCCCUCUCAUCUCAAAGAGCACAGAGUGUCAUGGCAGUGCUGCAGUGAGCCUUAUACAGGAUUCGAGUUCUAGUGCAAGCCAAGAUCAGUGGCCACCAGCAUCAAUGACACUGACACGAGAGUCUUUGGGAAUCACAGAGGAGAUCAGCAAUGCAGAGCAGUCAGAUGAUUCUUCGUUUAAGCCCCCUAAGGAAAUCCAGAUGACAGAAAUUGUGCCAUCAAAUACUGGCUCUGUGACAGCCCCUUGCUUGGGAUUGGAGAAGGAAGCCAAUACCCCACAAGCCUUUCUCAGUAAUGAAGUUGUAUCAAGUCACAAGAAUUCUGCAGCGAGUAUGUUACCCGAUAGUUUGGAGUCUGUCUGCUUGGAGCAGUCCAGGCAAGAAGAGGUAUCAGGGUCAGUUACCAGUACUGUACCUGUGUGUCAGGGGGAGGUGGACACACAGCUAAAAGGAGGUGAACUGGAAAGAGAGAAAAUUGGAGGAGUGAGUUUGGACAAGGAAGAGGUUGAGAAAAUUGAACAAGUAGCAAUACAGAUCAUUUCCAAGGUAAUUUUGGCAGCAACUGAGGAGGUGCUGUCUGGUUCCGCAGGUGGCGUGUCCACACGGAUCUGCCAGGCUGCUGCCAGCCGCCUCGGGAGGCCUCUGGAGGUGGGAAGUGUUGUUCCCUCUGAGCAGCCGCUGGCAGAGGAGGAAGCUCCAGCAGGUGAAGAGAGCAGUGCUGGGGUGCCCACGGCCCCGCGGGCAGAGGGACGGGCUCCGUGGGCGUCGGAUUGCGGCGGUUUGGCACACGGCUGCUCCUCCGGCCCCCUCCAGGGAGACGUGGGAGACUGUGGGGUGAAGAGCUGUGUGUGCAGGGAGUCCCAGGGAGUCGGUCAGGCUCCUGUGGAAGGCCACGGAGGGUCACUGGGGAAGUUGCCUUUGGUUACGGAGGACUCCGGGUGCAGCGCGUCCGCCUGGGAAGGGGGCCGGAGCGCGGAGGACUCGCUGCAGAGCACGGUGCUGUCUGCCACCUCGGGCCAGUGUUCAGACUCACUGAGCACGUCGUCUGAGCAGAGUUCAGUACCAAGUGACAAACCUCCUGCUCUGGAGCUACCUGAAGAGAGCAAAGUGCCCUGCAGUAAUGGGACACUGGAAGAUGAUGGUCCAGACUCGCACCGUGAGUGCAGCAGGGCAGCAGCGAUGGACGGUCAUUCAGGAGGUUCGGAUGUAAAUAGCAUGGAUUUUGUGGACAAUGGCUGUACCAUGAGGAAGACAUUGUCUCACCAGAAGCUAGGAGGAGAAUCCAGCAAGUCCGACUUCGUUAUCUGGGAAAUAGCGGUCCCAAAGGAAUUAGUUGGUCGCUUGAUUGGCAAACAAGGAAGAUUUAUGAGCUUCUUAAGGCAAGCGUCUGGUGCCAAAAUUUAUGUCUCAACACUACCUUAUUUCCGUGACUCCCAAGUCUGUCACAUCGAAGGCUCCACACAGCAAGUAGAAAAAGUACUGAGCCUGAUUGGCAAGAAGUUCAAAGAGUUGUGUCUCACCAACAUCUAUGCUCUGCCUCCACCUACACCACUGACACUUCAUUCCCUCCUUAUGACUGCCUGGCUGUUCCUCCCAGAUGGGGUCACUGUGGAGGUGGUCGUGGCGAACCAAGUGGAUGCAGGACACAUGUUCCUGCAGCAGCACACACAUCCCACUUUCCAUGUCCUGCGUAGCCUUGACCAGCAGAUGUAUGCCUGCUAUUCUCAACCUGAAAUCCCAACCCUGCCAACUCCAGUAGAAGUUGGUAUUAUCUGUGCAGCUCCAGGCCUGGAUGGGGCAUGGUUGAGGGCUCAAGUUAUUAGCUACUUCGAAGAGACCAAUGAAGUGGAGCUCAGAUACGUGGACUAUGGAGGAUAUGACAAAGUGAAGAUUGACACACUCAGACAAAUCAGGUCUGAUUUCUUAUCACUACCUUUCCAAGGAGCAGAAGUUUUACUAGACAACGUGGUGCCACUUCCAGACGAGGAUCGCUUCUCCCCCGAGGCCGACGCCGCCGUGCGGGAGAUGACCAGAGGCGCGGUCCUGGUGGCGCAGGUCACAAAUUACGACAGUGCGACAGGUCUGCCACUGAUACAGCUGUGGAACUUGAUGGGAGAUGAGGUGGUGUCAAUAAACAGAACUCUGGUGGAAAGAGGAUUUGCUCAGUGGCUUGACUACUAG
Messenger RNA from Merops nubicus (carmine bee-eater), 2613 nucleotides. RefSeq names its product A kinase (PRKA) anchor protein 1 (gene AKAP1). The transcript has 10 exons. The record is from RefSeq and is a predicted model, not a curated record. Gene Ontology annotation, molecular function: RNA binding. Bases 1 to 2613 code for a protein of 870 amino acids. NCBI's taxonomy places the organism in Eukaryota, Metazoa, Chordata, Aves, Coraciiformes, Meropidae.